This is a messenger RNA of Umbelopsis ramanniana AG, 456 nucleotides long. RefSeq lists its product as uncharacterized. The record is from RefSeq and is a predicted model, not a curated record. NCBI's taxonomy places the organism in Eukaryota, Fungi, Mucoromycota, Umbelopsidomycetes, Umbelopsidales, Umbelopsidaceae. The transcript has a single exon. The coding region runs from base 76 to 360 and encodes 94 amino acids.
GUCAGGGUUGCCGAGCCAUGUUGCCGGCGCUACAUAAUGCCCACACUGUUAUCAGCGUGGUGAGAUACAUAACGCAUGCCCAAGCCAAGGCCCCACUUUCGUGGGUGCUUUUCUAACUCCACAUGCCUACUCAGUAGUGUUCACAGCUACCAGUUCAGUCAAGCAAGGCUCAUCAACUUUGCGAUGAUACCGGAUGAUCAUUGCCUCUUUUUGGGUCGAAAGGUGUAUACCUUCUUGGGCAUUCCGUUAAUCAAAUAUAUAUCUAUUGGUAACUUGAAUAGCGACGGAUUCUACGUGCUUCGCUUUUAUGGUGUGCUACGAGGCAAAAACAAAGACAAUGGCAUCUGCACUUUCUUAUGAACCAAAACACUUUAUUCUUCGCAUCGUGAUGAUUAGGGAUUUUAUUUUCUGGCCAUAUAUUAUAAAGUGAAGGCCAGGAAACUAAAUAUUUUCGCC